Molecule: messenger RNA, 1354 nt
Organism: Thalassophryne amazonica
Lineage: Eukaryota; Metazoa; Chordata; Actinopteri; Batrachoidiformes; Batrachoididae
Gene: iqck
Product: IQ motif containing K
Exons: 9
Coding region: 269-1195 (308 amino acids)
Molecular function (GO): protein binding
Source: RefSeq, a predicted model, not a curated record
CUGUUGACCAGAAUUAUAGUUCAUUAUAAUCACAGACUAUAUCUGCUGCCCCCUAACGUCCAAAGCAACGCAUUUAAAAACUCGGCAAGUCUGUUGCCAUGGACACAGCUGCGUCAUGAUGACAAAGCAACACCUGCCUCAAGAAAACUAAUCUGUAAUAAAACACGAUGUAGAUUAAUAAUCCGUGUUUUUAGUUGCUUGCUCGUUUGAGUAGUUACUAGUACUUGGCAACCAAAGAGCAACUAUAUAAACAACCUCUGACAGAAUAAUGACGAUGCCAGUCGGUGCCAAAAAGUCACUGUGGGAACAAGUUUGUGAAGAGUGUGAGAUGCUGCCCAGUGCUCCCAGCGCUGUGUGGACAGACAGCAGCUCAGUAUGGUCCCAGUAUGGUGCCAGUGCACAUUCUCCUGCCUUCUGUGGUCCCACUAAAACUGAGUUUAUGGUUGAUGGAUCACUGAGAAAGUUUGCCCUUCUGCUUUGCCAUCCUGGGCUUGCCAGCUCCACACCGUUGGAUGAGGCCUCUCUUUCAAGUCAAAUAUGUCCAGCAACAGCUGCAGCUGUGUCAUCUCCACAACUCGAUGAGGGUCCCAUCACACACUUUUUGGAGAUGAGUGUCUUUCCAGUGUUGCUACCUGGACUAGAGGCUUUGCUUAAAGAAGCCCAGAAACAGAACUGCUUCCAGAGCAAAAGAACAAAAUUUAACCCAUGUGACUUCCUAACUGAGUGGCUCUACAACCACAACCCUCGCAGGCAAGGACAAGUCCCGCUGAACUUCCACGACAUCUCAUUUGUCAAGGAUUGGCUCAGAAAGCAUCCGAGGCCUCCCAUCCCUUUAUCUCUGCUGUUGACUGAGGAUCAAGCUGCUCUGUUCAUUCAGGCUUUCUGGAGGGGAUACAAGAUCAGGGCACGCCCAGAUGUGCAGGAGUUAAGGCAGUGGCAACAAGAGCUGAGAGAGAAAAGUGACAUUCGAAAAACGGUCCAAGAGUUUUGGAACAAGCAAGAGAACCGAGUGGGUUCAGCUAAGGCAGAUCUCCAAGAAAGCCUCCAACUAGGUAACUCUGACAUAUCGAUACAAAUGGUUUCCCCCACCCCCCAGAGCACCGUGGUCCACACCCCCACCUCCCGGAUGACCCCUGACGGCGGUGACUGGCUGACUCCAGGAGAUUUCUUCAACAGUAUCACUAACAAGUUGUAGCCCAGGCUGGUGACAAACCCCAGGCAACAGCGACUCAAGCCUUAUAAGGAACCUGGUGUAGAAAUGAAAUCAUUAGACCCAUGUAAAUGUUUUUUAAUGUUUAAAAAGCGAUUAAAGUCUUUUAGGUUGAUGUCAAACUGUCCAAUGUAAUCAGUCAAA